Messenger RNA from Dimorphilus gyrociliatus, 3016 nucleotides. The record is from the annotation of a GenBank genome assembly. Lineage: Eukaryota; Metazoa; Annelida; Polychaeta; Dinophilidae.
GCGCAUGAGCGUAAUAGAUAUCCGGUUUAGUAAUACGUUGGAUUUUAUUACAUUUUCAAUUGUUUAAUAAGGUAACUAUUGGGAAAAGGACUAUUUUUAUAAUACAGGCAGUGCUACAAGACUAAAAUACUCUACUUAUCUGAAGGAGGCAAUUGUUGAUUGGCAGAUAUCUACGUUUUUAUCGACAGAAAUUUGUGUUCGUCUCUGAUUGUCAAUAUAUUCAGGAAUGAAAUAAGAAAGGCAGUGUUUGAGAAUGACCUCGCCGGACAUAUCCAAAGAUCUAUACACUUUUCUCAGUCAUUUAGGUCUUGUCCGCUAUUAUGGCUCCUUUGAGACGCAGGACGUGCAUGACCUUAAGCGGAUUACUGAUGAGGAGCUACUUAACAUGGGUAUGACUCAAGUGGAUAUUAAGAAACUACGAAAAUUUUACAGGCAAGAAUUCUCAAAGAUUGGUAAAGUUAAGAGGAUUAUGAAGACAAGAUCGAAUGCCAGCGAUAUUAAAAGUCCUCCACUCCCUCGUGCAAGUGUUACACAGCACUUAAUACCCUACUCGUCCUUAACUUUGGGAGGUAGAUUGGGAUCAGGCUCGACUGGUUGGGUACAAGAAGGUGUGUGGUCCAUUGAGGGAGGCGGAAAAAUACCGGUUGCUCUAAAAACUCUUCGGGGUAAAGUUUCCCCAGAAGAUGCGAUGAAAGAAGUUGCAUUCAUGCAUCAAAUCGACCAUAAACGUAUCAUCAAGAUGUACGGAGUAGUUCUUAAUUCACCAGAUGGCGUUAUGACUGUCUCUGAACUGGCUACUAUGGGAUCAUUAAAUUCUUGCCUAGUAAAUAAGGAAUUACGUUUUACCUUUCAUCUCUUGCGCCUAUGCGAUAUAGCUGUUCAAAUAUGUGACGCUAUGGUUUAUUUAGAAAACAAACAAAUCGUACACAAGAAUCUAAAUACCCACAACAUCGUUGUGUUCUCGCCAGACAAAAUUAAAGUUUGUGAUUUCGGAUCCAGAGCUCUUGGUCACAAAGAAAUUAGCAAGGAAGAUACGGAUGUUUCUCUUAGACUUCCUAUCGGCUGGCAAGCCCCGGAGUGUUUACGGAGUAUGAAAUUUACAAGCGCUUCCGAUGUUUGGGCGUUUGGUGUGACUCUAUGGGAGAUGUUUUCGUAUGGCGAUCAACCUUGGCCUGGCUUUACACGGCAACAGGUAAUAGACGAAUUGGAUGGAGGAAAGCGACUUCCGUGUUCCGAAUUAUGCACGAAAGAGUAUUAUGCCCUAAUUCUUCAAUGUUGGGAAGAAGAUACGUUUAAGCGUUCAACUUUUUCCAACCUCUUUCAGUGGUUGCCUCAGCUAAAACCGGAACAAGUUCAGGCCAUCAGUGACUUUUCAAAUACGAUAGUACCGAAAGGAUACUUACCUUACAGAAAGAGAGAUAUAAUAACAGUCAUCGAAAAGCGCCCUAAUAUCGGUGCUGAAGAGGGAUUGUGGAGGGGAGUAUCCAAUUCUGGUGUCUGCGGGCUUUUCAAUCAUAAGGAGACUAUUCCAAUUGACUCGAUUACUCGCGAAGCUUCUGGCAGAACCAACGUUGCUCAGAGAUCCUCGUCUUUUCUCUCACAAGUCACAAAAAUGGGUCGAAAAAGUAACCAAGAUGUCAAGAAAAACAACGACAAAAAAUCCGCCCGGAAGCCAAUUACUAAGGACAUGAUUAACUCGCCCACAGAUAUGCAACAUAAAGCUCACGUUGGUUACGACGGAAGUAAAUUUGGAAACGUAGAAGAUUAUGACAAUAAUUUGUUGGAGGAAAAAAAUUAUGGUUCUGAUCCACCUGCGCAGACUGUUUUAGAAACUAUGCCCUUGGAGGAAGCACAAAGAAAACAUGGUAUCAAAUUAGAGCCGGGAGAACCAGACUUAACCUUGGACUUUGGUGAUUCCUUAUUUGAUGACGUUAUGAAGACAAUCGACCUAUUGCAAUCUCCCUCUAUCUCAACAGAAAAAGUCAACUCGGAUCAGUCAGAGGAGCAGCAGGAUACCAUUUACAACGAGGAAGAAUAUAAUACUAUAAAAAUUGACAGUGAAAGAGAAGAAAGCGAAUAUGAGCUCAGUACUCCUAGUUAUACAAUUGAAGAGUCUAUAAGCAAUACAAAUUUAAAUUUCGAGACCACAAAUGAUACCGAUGAGAUUUCCGAAACUCCCCCUGAUGUUUCGGAAAUAUUUGACAAAUUCGCUCCUAAACCAACUGAUAUUAUUUAUGAAACCCAGCCUAACAAAGAAAAAGAGCGAGAUUACGAAAAUUGUAGAUUAGCCGAUCAAGCAUUUUCCUGGAAUGAUGGACAGGAGAGAAGACGAUCUGAGAUUUCUCGUCCUCCACCUUCACCUGUUCAAUCAAGUAAUUCAGUAAAGAAUACGGCGGCUCACAUAUUAGCUAGACCGAUCGACAUUGAGAAAAAAGAUGACAUAUAUGAGACCUAUACUAUGAAUCCCAUCAGUACUAAUUCUAAUUUCAACGAUUCCGGAUAUUAUGGAAAGAAUUAUAAAAGGAUAUCAAAUCAUUCCGAUACAACUGUUUCCGACCAAAGCUCUUCUCCAACAUCAUUUACAGAAAAAUCAACGAUACCCCAGCCUUCACUGUCAACAUUCAAACCAACUCCGGUACCAACAUCUAAGUCCGCUCCGUCAGCUGAAAUCGAAGAUUUAUCAGAAGACGAACUAAAUAGCAGGCCUGGUUCUCAAGUUUCUCCUAUUGAGUCGCCCAAAAUUGAACCCAAACUGCCACCUUUUAACCCAAGAAUUGACGAGCCUGAUUUUGUUAGCAAUAGAAUGGAGAAAUGGCGACGUGACAGAGAAAGAAAGAGGUUUGAAAGCUUUGAGACAAAUAGCGAAGAGAGAAAAAAUGAAUAUAAAGCUCCAUUGGCCGAUUUUUAUAAACCAGAAGUUCCCUCUACACGGUCAAAUCUUCGUAAUCCGAUCAUACCUGGACACGGUUUAGCGAAACUUCGUUCUUUAAGCCUCCAGUACAGCGAAUCUCAAUAG